Molecule: messenger RNA, 1304 nt
Organism: Danio aesculapii
Lineage: Eukaryota; Metazoa; Chordata; Actinopteri; Cypriniformes; Danionidae
Product: complement factor H-related protein 1-like
Exons: 5
Coding region: 267-860 (197 amino acids)
Source: RefSeq, a predicted model, not a curated record
AAGAAUGUGGUGCUUUGCCCAGUGUUCAGAAUGGAAAACUAAAACUUAAGAUCAAGAAUCCGCUGAAGUUGAUUGUGAUCCAGGAUUCAUAUCAAAUCCUCCUUCUAUAAAAGUGCAUCAGAGGUAUAUGGGAAACACCAACCUGUAACGAGAGUGUGAGAUGUGGCAUUCCUCCAAAAGUGAUUAAUUCUGUCAUUACAUCUAAACCUGAAGUGGUUUAUAUACAUGGAUCAAGUAUUUCAUACAUAUGCCGAAGCCCAUUUGUAAUGAUUGGAAAAAGUACAGUUUUCUGCAGCAAUGGAAAGUGGGAAGAAACGCCAACAUGUGAAGCAAGGUGUCUCAGGCCACUUGAGAAUUAUAUGGCACUGGCAAAUGAUAAAGACACAUACCAGGAUAAAGAAAUUCUGAACUACCAAUGCUUGAAGCCAUACGAUAAAAUUCCAGAAGGAGAGUGGAUCUGUGAAAAUGGAAAAUGGACUGGAAACUUUGUCUGCACAAGUGACAUCUGCCCACCUCCUCCUUAUAUUGAAAAUGGAAGUCAUUUUAGUAGGAAUCCAGAUGAAAAAAUCCCUACUGAGGUAUACUAUGAAUGCCAGGCUUACUAUGUGCUGAGUGAGAGAAAGCAAUAUUACAGGUGUGAAAACGGGAGAUGGAGAACCCCUCCGAAAUGUCUGAAACCUUGUCAAAUAACACAAGAUAUUCUUGAAGCACACAACAUGCGACCUGAUCAACAAACAGGCUACAUAAAGCAUGGUGACUAUGUUGACUAUUAUUGCCAGCAUGGAUUGACUGUUUGGACAGGACACUACAAGAAAGUAACAUGUUCUGAUGGGAGAUUGGGCAUUGAAUCAUGUCAGUAGAUGUGUUUGUGUAUUAUCAGACCUACAGCAAUUAGCUGAGGUCAUCAGAUGUGCCUGUGGCUGAUCUACAGUCAUAUUUACCAGCCUGACAAUAUUGAGGCUCAUUUAUCUGAUUGUUGGCUGUUUGAGCUUCUCUGCUCUCUCGCUCUGUGCUUGAUAAUUGUUUUUUUGUUACAAGCUACAUGUACAAAGACAUACUCGUCAUUGCCUUCUUGUGCAUUGGCUCACAUCUGUUCUGCCCGUAGUCUGUGUUUGAGUAAUCCCAUUCUGUGAAAGGCCCUGUGAUCCGCUUUCACAUCUGAGGUCUGUCAGCAUAUUUUCUGUUCCUGUUUUUCCACUGGAGGGUUAUUUUCCAUUCCGGUUCAGUCCUGCAGCACUCAAAAGAAGGCUGACUUUCCGACUGCUUUAUUUCCCUUUAUUAAUAAAUACUAUUUCUGUGAUUUA